UGUGUUGCUUUCAUGAAAAACGGGAUGGAGACACAGCCAUGUGUUGAUCUGCAUCUGGAAUCAUCUGAGGGGGGCCUGAAGGAGCUGGUGCUCCGGUGGUUCAUUGGGACACAGGCGCAGCGCAUUCUGCAAAAUGGAUAUUUUCCUAGCUGGUUUCAAGGCUUAACUCGAAGAGAGCAUGCAGAAGAUCUCCUAAGAGAUAAAGCUCUGGGCUCUUUUCUCAUUCGCCUCAGUGAUAAAGCCAUCGGCUACAUCCUUUCCUACAAGGGCCUUGACAGAUGCCGGCAUUUUGUUAUAUCUCAAAACCAAGAAGGACUUUUCGUCAUAUCAGGUGACUGUCACACCUACUGCUGUAUCACUGAGCUGAUAGAACAUUUCAAAGUCAACCCAAUCCAGCCUUUUGGAGAGUACCUGACAACCAGCUGUUAUGAGCCAAACACAGGUGAGCUGUAUGAUGUGGUGAAUUACAACAGCAAAGGGAAAACAGGAGUAAGUGUCCAUGCUCUGCGGAGCCUGUGCGACCGGAAUAUUAAGAGUAGUGCUGGAAACAAUCCUUUGAUUCUGGAACAAACUGGUGAUGUGCGCACCACAGUUCAGCCACCUGCACUGCCACCUAAAUCCAGAAACAAAAACCUGGCUGCAACACUGUCUGUAGACUCCAUGUCCCUCUCACAGACUCCUGCUGUUCCAAAAAGGCGUGUUCCAUUUGCCCAGAAGAGCACAAACAAAGCAGAAAGACUUGGAGAAAACAUAACUUUAAAAACCAGUAGGACUUCACAUUUUAACACUGACACAAGUCAUCCUGGUGGCGAUGUGGCUCACUCCCAACAGACACCUGUGGAUGGCAGAAGCAAAUCUGUACCAAUGCUACACAAAAGCAAACCAGAUCGACAAGAGGAGACUUACUCAAACCAGUUUAACAGUCAGCCAUUCACUAACUCAGCAUCUCAAUCCCACGCUCCUGCCAAGAGGGUCACGUGCCACACAUAUUCGCAUCAUGACCCCACAGAGUCUUUGAGGCUGAGCAACCUGUGGUCAGAGGAGCAGAGGGAUUAUCUGGAAUUGUCUAGGUCCAACCCGCUGUACCAGACCUCUGAAAGGCCUGAAUGGAGUUCAGCUCCUCGGAGAGCCACCAUGUAUGCUGAGAUUCAGCAGAAGCCAGCAAUUGUCACUUUCCCUGACACCACCUACGAGCAGGUCCACAGCAAGACCACUGAUAACCAGGGAAACACUUAUGAGUCGCUAGAUGACAUGAAAACCAAGAUGCCCAAAUCUACAUGGGGCAAAAAUAAUAUGAAAUGGAAGAAAUUCCUCCCCGAUUAUAUGAAGAAAUGAUGUGGCAUGAAGGACCUCUGGAGUAAAAAUACAGAUUAAGACUAAACAAUAGCAAAACAGAACAAAACUAUUACCGCUAGCAAUGUCCAUCCAUCCAUCCAUCCAUCCAUCAUCUGUACCACUUACCCAGCUGACUUCAGGCGACUGGUGGGGUGGACUGAUCACCAGUCAGUCACAGGACUGACAAAGAGAUAGCCAUUCACAUUCACACUCAAAUGAUCUCACAAACUUACCAUAUGCUUCCAGUUACUACCAAAUUAAAAAAAAUAAACAAUCCUUCACAAGCACCUUUCAUCCAUCUAUCCAUGUUCUACACCGCUUGUCGUCACUAGGGUCGUGGGUAUGCUGGAGCCUAUCCCAGCUGUCUUUGGGCGAGAGGCGGGGUACACCCUGAACUGGUCGUCAGUCAAUCGCAGGGCACAUAUAAACAAACAACCAGUCACACUCACAUUCACACCUAUGGACAAUUUAGAGUCUUCAAUCAACCUACCAUGCAUGUUUUUGGGAUGUGGGAGGAAACCGGAGUACCCGGAGAAAACCCACGCGGGCACGGGGAGAACAUGCAAACUCCACACAGGCGGGACCGGAUUUGAAGCCUGGUUCUCAGAACUGUGAGGCAGAUGUGCUAACCAGUCAUCCACCGUGCCGCCCAACUUUUAAGUUCAAUAAAUAUAUUUGAAAUUCUACGGGUUCAUUGCCUCUCCACUGUCACUCACUAGGAGAGCAAGCAUCAUUUGAAGCAAGACAGUUUCAUAUGAUCAUCCAUCCAUCCAUCCAUCCAUUUACAUUACUGCUUGUCCACAUUAGGGUCGCGGAUAAACUGGAGCCUAUCCCAGCAAACUUGGAUGAGAGGUAGGAUACCCCUUUGUCUGGUCACCAGCCAAAUCGCAGGACACAAAUAACUAUUCACACUGACAUUCACGCCUAUGGACAAUUUAGAGCCCUUGCAUCCACAGGUCUGUUGGGGGCAUGCAAAACGUGGGAGGUGCACCAGAUGGAGGACUUGAUUCAAGUGUACUGUACAUAGGUUGAAGGAAAUCAGAGUGUCGGAAGCAGGAUUAUUGCUUCCAUACAUUUCAGCCUGUAGAGCCAUGAAUCUAUUCAGGGUGUGACCUUCAUCGCACACAAGCGCUCAGGUCAAGCUCUGACAUUGUGGAAUUGAAGUAUUGGAGUUUUAUAGUAAGAUAGAUUUUGUUACAAUGCUAUGCCUAUAUGCAAUGACAAAAACUCAUUCAAAUACAAAUUCCAUUUUAGCAAUGUAGCAAGUACCGUUACCGUAUAUGGGGUUCAAAUUUAGUAGCAAUUGGACAAAAUGUCUAGACAAGUUUUUCUCACCCUAAAAUGUCCACAUUAACAAUAAUGGCAGACUUGGUGUAUGUCUCUAUCAUUCUAUACAAGUAUUUCAAAAUUUAAAUAGGACAAAACAAAAUUACUUUUAAUAGAUUGUAUACAAAUAGUUCAGUCUCUGGAGUGAAGAGUAUUUAUGUUUGCUGCAUGCACCACAUGUGCGUAUCUUCUUUAACUGUAAAUCAGCAGCUCAGUGAUAAAGUUUUGCCAUGAGUGACAAUCCAUUGAUUGUUUCUUUUUCUGUCUUUAUUUGCUUUAUUUUAUCUUUAGACUGUGGGCUAAAAGAGACUGCUUGCCCAGUCCCAACUCCCUAGCUCUGUCACCAGUUGUCAUAAUAAUGAAAGCCAUACUUUGCAUUGGCCCAGCAUCAGAAGAGGUAGGGUGAGCAGUGGCUCAUUUGCAUAAACCAGGACCACCCCCUUAAAAAAGGCUGAGUUCAGUGAAGAUAAAAAAAGAGGUUCAGUGUGUUGUAAUUCCUGAUCCAUGCUGAUCUUGAAGUAUUUGAACAAAAACAUGUAGCAAACAUGUUACUCAGACAUCUGAGUGUCAUGAUCUGUGCCCUGUAGUCCCUCUGUGGAGCAUGGGUGGCGCUUUGUUCCUCUUUGUUCUCUCUCUCUCCAGCAUUAAUCACCUCCUCGCCUGUUUCAAUCAGCGCUCAUCACAGCCUGCACUUAAGCCUGCCAGUUCCAGUGUUCCAGCACCAGAGUAUUCUCGCUCCUACGCGUGCCUUCCCGUGUCUCCUGCUCUGACGCCCGGCCCAAGCCGCACUGCCAAGCUCACUCACCUGCUCACGCUCCAGUCUCCUGCAUGCUCCCUGCUCCUACGGACCCAGCUUAUGGCUUGGAAGUCUCGACCCUGCGCUAUCCUCAAUAAAUCCCCUUUCAACUGUUUCAGUCUGCUUUUGGGUCCAGUCUAAGACCAUUUGGUUACCAACCGUGACACUGAGAACAGUUUUAAAUUGGGAAAAAAUGGCAUCAUAUGUCUGCUUUAUAUAAAAGAGAGACGAAAGUUCAAUGCUAUACAUGCUACUGUAUAUCUUUAAUGUGUUAUGUUUAUAAAAGUUGAAUGCAUUUAAAAAACAACUAGGUUAUCUGAUGGAUUGAAAUAACAUUAUUGCAAUUGUAUAAGUAUAUUGUACUAUACUUUUAACUUAAAGUUCACUGUAAAUUUU
Molecule: messenger RNA, 3853 nt
Organism: Phyllopteryx taeniolatus (common seadragon)
Lineage: Eukaryota; Metazoa; Chordata; Actinopteri; Syngnathiformes; Syngnathidae
Gene: sh2d7
Product: SH2 domain containing 7
Exons: 7
Coding region: 13-1335 (440 amino acids)
Cellular component (GO): cytoplasm
Source: RefSeq, a predicted model, not a curated record